AUGAUGAUGGUUUCUAGCAAAACAUUCUCUUUGCUUCAGUUUUUCACUCUUUUCUACCUCUUUACAGUUGCAUUUGCUUCCACUGAGGAAGCAAUUGCCCUCUUGAAAUGGAAAGCAACUUUCAAGAACCAGAAUAAUUCCUUAUUGGCUUCAUGGAUGCCAAAUUCUAAUGCAUGCAGGGACUGGUAUGGAGUUAUAUGCUUUAAUGAUCGGGUAAACACGUUGACUAUUACAAAUUCCAGUAUCAUUGGUACACUCUAUGCUUUUCCGUUUUCAUCUCUUCCUUUUCUUGAGCAUCUUGAUCUUAGCAGGAACAAUAUCUCUGGCACCAUUCCACCUGAGAUUGGUAUUCUCACUAAUCUUGUCUAUCUUGGUUUGAACAUCAAUCAGAUUUCAGGAACAAUCCCACCACAAAUAGGAUCACUAGCCAAGCUUCAGAUCCUCCGCAUAUUUGGCAACAAUUUAAAUGGCCCCAUUCCAGGAGAAAUAGGUUAUCUAAGGUCUCUUAGAGCCCUAGAUUUGAGUGAUAACUCUCUUUCUGGUUCUAUCCCUGCUUCAUUGGGGAAUUUCAACAACUUGUCUUUACUAUAUCUUUAUAAUAAUCAGCUUUCUGGUUCUAUUCCAGAAGAAAUAGGUUACCUGAGGUCUCUUACUGAAAUAUUUUUGAACAGAAACUUUCUUAAUGGUUCUAUUCCUUCUUCAUUGGGGAAUUUGAACCACUUGUCUAUUUUGUGUCUUUAUGAUAAUCAUCUUUCUGGUUCUAUUCCUGCUUCAUUUGGGAAUUUGAACAACUUGUCUAUCUUGUGUCUUUAUGAUAAUCACCUUUCUGGCUCUAUUCUUGAAGAAAUAGGUUACCUAAGGCCUCUCACUAUGCUAUUUUUGGGUAUGAACUCUCUUAAUGGUUCUAUUCCUGCUUCCUUUGGCAAUUUGAGAAAUUUGCAAGAGCUGUAUCUCAAUGAUAACAAUCUCACUGAGGAGAUUCCUUCAUCAGUGUGCAAUCUGACAUCACUGGAAGUGUUGUUUAUGUCGAGAAACAACUUGACAGGAAAAAUUCCACAAUGUUUAGGUAAUAUCAUUCGCCUCAAGGUUAUGACGAUGUCACAUAAUAAUCUCAGUGGAGAGAUCCCUUCAUCUAUUUCCAAUUUAACAUCACUACAAAUUCUAGAUUUGGGCAGAAACAAUCUGGAGGGAGCAAUUCCACAAUGUUUUGGCAAUAUUCGUAGCCUCCAGGUUUUUGAUAUGCACAACAACAAACUUACAGGGACUCUUCCAACAAAUUUUAGCAUUGGAAGUUCACUUAUAAGUCUCAACUUGCAUGGCAAUAAACUAGAGGGAAAAAUACCUCGAUCUUUGGCCAAUUGCAAAAAGUUGCAAGUUCUUGAUCUAGGAGAAAAUCAUCUCAAUGACACAUUCCCCAUGUUGUUGGGAACAUUGACAGAGCUGAGAGUUUUAAGAUUGACAUCGAAUAAAUUGCAUGGACCCAUUAGAUCUUUAGGGGCUGAAAUCAUGUUUCCUAAUCUUCGAAUCAUAGAUCUCUCUUACAAUGCCUUCUCGAAAGCCUUACCAACGAGUCUGCUUCAAAAUUUGAAAGGCAUGAGAACAAUUGAUCAAACCAUGGACAAACCAAGUUAUGAAGGAGAUGGAUAUUACCAAGACUCGGUAGUUGUUGUAUCAAAGGGAUUGAAGCUUGAAGUUGUGAGAAUUUUGUCUUUGUACACAGUUAUAGAUCUUUCAAACAACAAAUUUGAAGGAUAUAUUCCUGGUGUUCUGGGAGAUCUCAUUGCGAUUCGGGUACUGAAUUUAUCUCAUAAUGGAUUGCAAGGCCCUAUACCACCAUCACUUGGAAGCUUAUCCGUAGUGGAAUCACUGGACCUUUCGUUUAACCAUCUUUCGGGAGAGAUACCACAACAACUUGCUUCUCUUACUUCUCUUGAAUUCUUAAAUCUCUCCCACAAUUAUCUCCAAGGAUGCAUCCCUCAAGGACCUCAAUUUCAUACCUUUGAGGGCAAUUCAUAUGAAGGUAAUGAUGGAUUACGUGGAUUCCCUGUUUCAAAAGGUUGUGGCAAUGAUCAUGUGUCAGAGAUAAAUUAUACAGUGUCUGCGCUAGAAGAUCAAGAAAGAAAUUCUGAAUUUUUCAAUGAUUUUUGGAAAGCCGCCCUGAUGGGCUAUGGCAGUGGAUUAUGUAUUGGAUUAUCCAUAAUAUAUUUCAUGAUCUCAACUGGAAAUAUGAAAUGGCUUGCAAGAAUCAUUGAAGAACUGGAACACAAAAUUAUCAUGCGAAGGAGAAAGAAGCGGCAAAGUCAAAGGAACUACAGAAGAAGAGAUAAUCGUUUCUAG
Molecule: messenger RNA, 2337 nt
Organism: Solanum verrucosum
Lineage: Eukaryota; Viridiplantae; Streptophyta; Magnoliopsida; Solanales; Solanaceae
Product: receptor-like protein Cf-9 homolog
Exons: 1
Coding region: 1-2337 (778 amino acids)
Molecular function (GO): protein binding
Source: RefSeq, a predicted model, not a curated record